This is a messenger RNA of Anisakis simplex (herring worm), 264 nucleotides long. The record is from the annotation of a GenBank genome assembly. NCBI's taxonomy places the organism in Eukaryota, Metazoa, Nematoda, Chromadorea, Rhabditida, Anisakidae.
AUGUCUCGGAACACUCAGAAGUCGACACCUGGAAGUCAGGAAUGCACCGCAAAAAAACAGCAAAAAGCUGCUGCAAGUGUGAAGAAAACACCGAUGGAUCAAAGAUCACUGGAAGAGGUUCCGAAAGUGAAGGUUGAAUUACAACAGUCGGCCGAAGUUCAGCAGACUAAUGGAAAGAAGGGUUCCAAAAAAGCUUUAGUAUUUUCCAAAAAUGAUUCUUGGAAGGUGGGAAUGGAAGAUGUAUUGGAUUUGAUUGCUUGUUAG